Mizuhopecten yessoensis (Yesso scallop) is the source of this 8350-nucleotide messenger RNA. Its product is annotated as armadillo repeat-containing protein 2-like. The record is from RefSeq and is a predicted model, not a curated record. Gene Ontology annotation, molecular function: protein binding. Gene Ontology annotation, biological process: cilium organization. The transcript is spliced from 22 exons. Bases 161 to 2800 code for a protein of 879 amino acids. NCBI's taxonomy places the organism in Eukaryota, Metazoa, Mollusca, Bivalvia, Pectinida, Pectinidae.
CUUGGUUGUGAACUAUACAUUCCAAGAGAAGCAUAAAAACACAUCUUAUGGUCAGGAAACGUUUAGAUUUGCUGAAAAAUGCGAUUGGAGAAUUUAAUCGAAGUUUGUUAGGUAUACUGGAGUAUAAAUAUGAUCCUGUCAAAUUGGUAUCAUAGAUAACAUGAUGGACCAAGCUUCUAAACGUAACAAAGGAGACCGGCCUUUUUAUCAGCCAAAGGAGAAUAUACCUACAAGUGCUGAAAUAGUCAACAAUGCCAGACAAUCCAUUGGUCGCUCUGAGCUGCAAGCUGUGCAGACAAAGCGACCAUAUACUCCCCGUGACGGAAGGAGGUCGUUGUUUGGGCCAGCAAGUACUAGGAAUCCAGAUACUAGGCCACCAAGUGCCUUUAGUCUGACAUCACGACAUUUUGAUGGAGUGGACUCAAGACCUGCAUCUGGUACCAAGCUCAGCCCUCUUCCCCAUAGACCAAGUUGCACAUCUAUGAUCAAUGAAGAACAAACUCCACGGCUACCAACAGAACCUGAUGUUGAGGUACUCCUUCCACCUAAACCCCCUACUGACCCUAACAAGGCAACUAGGAAGGUUCCUCGAGCCCGUGUCAUCCACAGCAACAGUGUUGAUGGCUCCAGUCCUGACUCCCUCGGUAUCAACAAAAGUGGUUCACUCACUGACUUGUCAGGUUCCUCCAGACAGACGGAUGGAAACACGACUGACUCAACACGAAGGACUCACAGCGGACCCAAGGAUAGGACACCCAUUCCUAAGGAGGAGCGAGGGGAGGGGGAUGGCAAGGAGAUGCCCCCUAGAGCCCCUAGUCAGGCCUCAGUCAGGAGUCCUCCUAGAAGUGCCAGCAGUAGAGAGGUGGAGAGCAGAGUCAGCAGUGGAGGCACUAACAGGACAUCUAGCGCAGGCAGUACUGGCCGGGCAGGUAGUGCUGGUAAGCGAGAUGCCGAGGAGUCUCAGGAGGAGACCAUGUUUUACACCCAGAAUAUUGCCCCUCGUCUGGAAGAGCUGGCUCUCUUAGGUAAAAAGCGGGAGGGUGACAAGCUGUGUGAGUGUGCUGACAACCUGUACAAGCUCCUACAGAAGGAGAACCUGCUAGGCAAGAGUUGUAAACAACGUUCCACCAUACUCAAGUCUGUGUUCAAAUUACUUGACCUGGAAGAGCCCAAAGUCCUACUACGGGUGGCAAGACUCAUCCUCUCUUUCCGUGUGAGCGGCAACAAUCUUUUAAAUGUGUGUAAACUAGUUUUUAAAGUGAGUCGUAAUGAAAAGAAUGACCCUGAGUUUCUACGAGGAAACAUAUUAGAGCUGUUGUCAAAGACGUUAAGUUGUACUGACCACACUUCGUCAUGUGAAGCCCUCAUAUAUUGUGUGGGUGCCAUCAAGUUUCUGACGGGGAAUACUACCAUUGUCAAACAGCUUGUCAAAGAGAACUGUAUAGAAGGCCUAGGCCAGCUGCUGGAUGGAAUCAACAAAACGAAUAGAGAAAAUGGAAAAGUUAAUGAACAACUUGGACAUAUACUUGUACAGUUGACAGCUACCUUAAGAAACUUAGCUGAUGCCAACUCAAGUCGUGACAAAUUUUUAAGUUGUCAUAUUGUGGAAGGCCUGUGUACUGUUGUGGACAUGUACGCUCUUGAUGGGGACCUCAUGCUCAACAUAUCACGUAUAUUUAGUAAAAUCACCCUCCACACAGACUGCUGUACUGUCCUGGCAGACCAGCCAUCCUCAUACAAGUCUUUCAUCAAUUUGCUCAACAAACAUCUCCAGAAGUCUGAUAUGGUUGUACGUGUGUGUUUUGUACUGGGAAACAUAACUGCCAAAAACGACGAAGCGAGAGUGCGGCUGUACCAAGAGAACAAGGCCUUUGAUGUGUUGCUGUCAGUAUUAAAACUUUACCUGGAGAUGGACAUCAAGGCACAGGGUAAAGAGGAGAAGUCCGAGGAAGGGGAGCGAGGCAAUAAACUUAAUAAGAGGGAGGAUGUCAUGAUCAAAGUGGUCAGGGUCAUCGCCAACUUGUCAAUCAAUGAAACUGUAGGCCCACUCAUUGCUUCCAAUGCACAGUGCAUAGAUCUUCUGCUCAGUAUUCUAGAGUACAAGGAGAUCUCGGCUAGUGAGGAGCUUGUCCUUAACACAGUGGCCACCAUCAACAAUCUGUCUUACUACAGUGUCAAAACAAGCAUGAUCACCCAACACCAGAUGAGGGUUAUUGAAGCCCUGUUAAAGUUAGUACUAGCCAACAACAUGGAGGGCAUGAUUGAGUCAUCACGUGUGUUUGGUAAUUUGACACGACAGAAGGCAGUCCGGGACUUUCUGGUACAGCACAAGGUGGAUCAGAUGAUGGUCACCAUGCUAGACUCCGGCAACCGUGAGGUUGUGUACAUCUCCUGUGGUGUCCUCAUUAACUUCAUGGUGGAUGAAGAAAAACGCUCUGCCCUCAAAAAAGAGGGAGGAGUCAAAAAACUGAUUGAGGUGCUAAGAGACUUUGGACGGUCAGACUGGGAGCUGGCCAGUUUGGUGUGUCAGAUACUAUGGAAUUACAGUGGAAAAAUAACCAGCACCAAUGCCUGCUUUGGGGAGCAGGAAGCACAGGAUCUACUCGACUUACUAAUCGAAUACACAGACCAAGACUCAGCACUGGACUCCUCCUUUAAAGAUGAGGAGACAGAUGAAGAAAUGAAGAAGUAUUACUACGAGACGUGGCGUGAAUUCUAUCCUGUUGCUGAGCAGCUGUUGCACCGCCUGGAGACACAUCAGUCAGACUUUGAGCCCCUUGAGAAUCCUGGGGCUCCAUGAACCUCGAGGCAGGCAUCAGAACUCUUUAAGUGAACAGGCUGGGCAUGUUUCAGCAGGAUAGGAAGCCCCAGAGUGACCAGCUUUGUGUUCUAGCUUUGUGUUGAUAGCCAAUCUUAGUGCUGUGUGAGUGUGAUAUCUGCCAGGUAUCAUCUUAAUGAUGACAGACAUGCUGGAAUGUUCUGUUAUCCGACAGGUCUCAUUAAUGAACAGGAAUGCUGGACAGUGUUCUUAAAUACAACAGGAAUGCUGGACAGUGUUCUUAAAUACAACAGGAAUGCUAGGAUGUUCUCUGCUAGACAGUGUUCCUAAAUACAACAGGAAUGCUAGAAUGAUCUGUGCUGGACAGUGUUCCUGAAAACAUCAGGUAUGCUCAGUAAUUAUAAGCUUCAGAGAGAAGCAGAGCUGCUGGAAUGAUGCUAGUAAAAGCCUGUAUGAAAUGUUCAUUGGCGGAAAAACUUGCUGUUGUAUUCAAUCAUGGACAGCAUCAAUGUUUUAAACAUUGAUGGACAGAUCAGUGAUGAACUGCAUUGCUGUUAAUUCAGCCAUGGACAGAAUCAUGGAGCUAUUGACAGAGACAAUAGAUCUUAAUAUCAUUCCAACAUGUUUAUCUGUGAUGAUCAGUUGGCCGGUGUUUCAUUCUGAUAAGGUUUUAAAAUUCUCUUGUCAGUAAUAUGGAAAAUUUCAGCCAACUGGUCAAAUCUUUUUAAAGAUUUCUACAUAUAAUGAAAAUCACUGCAGGGUUGUCCUGCUCAGAAGACGUCAUAAUGAUAAGAAUUCAAUAUGGAGCUUGUAAAUACAUUUGAUUUUGUCUAGAAAUCUCAGGUUGCUACAACUGUUUUGUGGUGUAGUUUUAUAUGACUCCGUCCAAAGUAGUGAUAUGUCUCAAAGACACUGCACGUUUUUAUGUUUUAUUUUUUAAAUUAGGUCAUUUACACUUAAGAAUCCAAUGACAAAUAGUAUUAUUGUAACAUCACGCUAAUCUGCCACUCCAUGGUAGUUCAUCAGAAUGUUGAGUGACAAGUUGUUGACUUCAGAUUAAGCUGAACCCCUCCCAUGUAGCUUAACAAAGAAAUGUUUGUAAUUCUGCUUGAUUUAUACAUAUCGUUUAAAUAGUACAGGUAUUAAGAUACAUUGGCAUUGUUAAAUCUGAGAAUGAAUUAUUAUUUAGUAUUACUGAUUCCUUUAAAUUAAGUGUUCUAGAGUCUUCAUCAACAUUCAUCAGCAAAUGGAUUGUCACAAUUUACUCAGCUUUUCUAGACAAUAUAGAAUCCAGCAAAAAAGUAAUAAUUUCAGUUUUUGAUUUAGACUGCCAGAUUUUUAUUAGUAAGCUGAAAUAGUCAUUUCUUGUGUUGGUGGAAGUGGAAGGGGGUAGGGGGAAUCCAUUGUGGAUCUUGAAUUAGCAAAAUAGAAAUUCCUGCAAAAUAUUUUAAAUAUGAAAUAUAACUUCUGCCUUACAAUUUAACCAAGAAUGUAGCAUAGCUUUUAAGACAUCAUUGAAAUACAUUGCAGUUUGUUAGUCUUUGAUAAGUAAGUCUCUCUGCCUUAGAGAUUGCGGUCUAAAACAGACACUGUUUUAGAAUCAAGUCACAUGAAAAAGAUUUUGCAAUGAAAUGUUUUGUGUAUAUUAAUACAUCUGUAACGAUUACUAAAACUGAGUAAAGUGAUGCUUGUUACAUAGAACAAUGAUGUGGCUAUUGAAAACUUCAAAUAAGCUGAAGGAGUUUAAGUGGUGUAAAUGUUCAAUGGAGAGUAUAGCUGGUGUAAAUGUUCAAUGGAGAGUAUAGAUGGUGUAAAUGUUCAAUGGAGAGUAUAGAUGGUGUAAAUAAUCAAUGGAGAGUAUAGAUGGUGUAAAUAAUCAAUGGAGAGUGUAGGUGGUGUAAAUGAUGACUGGAGAGUGUAGGUGGUGUAAAUGAUGACUGGAGAGUGUAGUUGGUGUAAAUGUUCACUAGAGAGACUCAGUAUGUAGGUGGUGUCAAUGUUUACUGGUUAUGUAGGUGGUGUACAUGUUUACUGGAGAGUGGAGAUGGUGUAAAUGUUCACUGGUGAGUGUAGGUGGUGUCAAUGUUUACUGGUGUAUGUAGGUGGUGUACAUGUUUACUGGAGAGUGUAUGUGGUGUAAAUGUUUACUGGAGAGAGUAGGUGGUGUAAAUGUUCACUGGUGAGUGUAGGUGGUGUACAUGUUCACUGGAGAGUGUAGGUGGUGUACAUGUUCACUGGAGAGUGUAGGUGGUGUUAAUGUUCACUGGAGAGUGUGGGUGGUGUAAAUGUUCACUGGAGAGUGUAGGUGGUGUCAAUGUUCACUGGUGAGUGUAGGUGGUGUACAUGUUCACUGGAGAGUGUGGGUGGUGUAAAUGUUCACUGGAGAGUGUAGGUGGUGUAAAUGUUCACUGGUGAGUGUAGGUAGUGUAAAUGUUCACUGGAGAGUGUGGGUGGUGUAAAUGUUCACUGGAGAGUGUAGGUGGUGUAAAUGUUCACUGGAGAGUGUAGGUGAUGUACAUGUUUACUGGAGAGUGUAUGUGGUGUAAAUGUUCACUGGAGAGUGUAGGUGGUGUACAUGUUCACUGGAGAGUGUAGGUGGUGUACAUGUUUACUGGAGAGUGUAUGUGGUGUAAAUGUUCACUGGAGAGUGUAGGUGGUGUACAUGUUCACUGGAGAGUGUAGGUGGUGUAAAUGUUCACUGGAGAGUGUAGGUGGUGUAAAUGUUCACUGGAGAGUGUAGGUGGUGUAAAUGUUCACUGGAGAGUGUAGGUGGUGUAAAUGUUCACUGGUGAGUGUAGGUGGAGCAAGGUGAAAAUAUGAUAGAAUGUGGAGUGUUAGGGGUGCAUGCUGAUAUUUAUGUAUAUAUGAAUAUGAAUUAAUGAUAUUUAAUUUAAAUUACCAUAUAUAAAUGUUGAUGAGUGUAAUAGGUAUAUAGUAUUAUUAUUUAAUACCUGAUGUAAAACUUCCAUUCCUACUUAUAUAUUUAUUGUACAUAUGGUACUAUUUAUUUGUUGGCUGUGCUGAUUUAGUGAGAUCCAUAUAUACAUGAAGAUCCAUAUUCAGCAUCUGCCUUAUUAUCACAAGUUCACAUCGACUCGGUUUUGUUUUGCUGUAUGCCUAUAGGUGUCACUAGCGUCUGUUGAUAGUAGGUAACUUCCUCCAAGCCUCCACUUAUUACUUGUGCCUGUGACAAUGAGUGUUUUCACUCCAAAUGUCAACAUAUAUCACUACUGUCUAUUGACAGUAAGUGACUGCUCCCCUCUCAAAACCUGAGCUUAUAUCAUUGUCUAUUGACAGUAAGUGACUGCUCCCCUCUAAAAAACUGAGCUUAUAUCACUGUCUAUUGACAGUAAGGGACUGCUCCCCUCUCAAAAACUGAGCUUAUAUCACUGGCUAUUGACAGUAAGUAACUGCUCCCCUCUCAAAAACUGAGCUUAUAUCACUGGCUAUUGACAGUAAGUAACUGCUCCCCUCUCAAAAACUGAGCUUAUAUCAUUGUCUAUUGACAGUAAGUGACUGCUCCCCUCUCAAAAAGUUAGAUUAUAUCACUACUGUCUAUUGACAGUAAGUGACUGAUCCCCUCUCAAAAACUGAGCUUAUAUCACUGGCUAUUGACAGUAAGUAACUGCUCCCCUCUCAAAAACUGAGCUUAUAUCAUUGUCUAUUGACAGUAAGUGACUGCUCCCCUCUCAAAAUCUGAGCUUAUAUCACUACUGUCUAUUGACAGUAAUUGACUGCUCCCCUCUCAAAAACUGAGCUUAUAUCACUGUCUAUUGACAGUAAGGGACUGCUCCCCUCUCAAAAAGUUAGCUUAUAUCACGACUGUCUAUUGACAGUAAGUGACUGCUCCCCUCUCAAAACCUGAGCUUAUAUCAUUGUCUAUUGACAGUAAGUGACUGCUCCCCUCUCAAAACCUGAGCUUAUAUCAUUGUCUAUUGACAGUAAGUGACUGCUCCCCUCUAAAAAACUGAGCUUAUAUCCCUGUCUAUUGACAGUAAGUGACUGCUCCCCUCUCAAAAACUGAGCGUAUAUCACUGUCUAUUGACAGUAAGUGACUGCUCCCCUCUAAAAAACUGAGCUUAUAUCACUGUCUAUUGACAGUAAGGGACUGCUCCCCUCUCAAAAAGUUAGCUUAUAUCACGACUGUCUAUUGACAGUAAGUGACUGCUCCCCUCUAAAAAACUGAGCUUAUAUCACUACUGUCUAUUGACAGUAAUUGACUGCUCCCCUCUCAAAAACUGAGCUUAUAUCAUUGUCUAUUGACAGUAAGUGACUGCUCCCCUCUAAAAAACUGAGCUUAUAUCCCUGUCUAUUGACAGUAAGUGACUGCUCCCCUCUCAAAAACUGAGCUUAUAUCACUACUGUCUAUUGACAGUAAGUGACUGAUCCCCUCUCAAAAACUGAGCUUAUCAUUAGUGUCCAUUAACAAUGUAACAUCACUAAAUCUCUACUUCUUACUUUUGUCCAAGUGUUACAAGUGACCAUUGUCCUCUUCAAACAUCCACUUAUGAGGGCAUUUAACAAGACAAUCAAUUACUGCAUGACAACACUAUGCCUACAUAGCACUAGUAUCACUUUUGUACUAGUAUCUUUAUUACUGGCUGUAGUCUGUGAUGGGACAUCUGUUUUCUAAGCGUACCCUGGUCUACAGGUUAAGAUAUACUAGCUGUAAGUCAUGUCUGAUUGAAACUUAACUACAUGUGAUCAUGUUUAUUCUGAACUCUUUGAUGUUUCCGUCCAGUAUUAUUUAUAUGUAUGGUACUAAUCUGAUGACUCACAUGAUCAGCUACAGCCGUCCUAUUUAUUGAUCUCCUUAUCCGUGUCUGUGAGUCUCACCUAUAUCUGAGGAGGAGAAUAGACUUAAUCUUUGGCAGGGUCAGCAGUGAUCAGCUACAGCCGUCCUAUUUAUUGAUCUCCUUAUCUGUGUCUGUGAGUCUCACCUAUAUCUGAGGAGGAGAAUAGGCUUAAUCUUUGGCAGGGUCAGCAGUGCAUUAUACAGGGAAAGGAUUAUGCAAAGUACUAGUGAUGUCCAAUAAUUUUUUUAACUUUUGUUCACAGAAAGGUAAAGCUAUUUUGAUGUUUGCAAUAUAGAUUGGAGAUUUUUAAUUGUAUUGAUCUUUCCAUUGGUAGAACUUGCCUCCACAUGAAUUUGUCACAAGACUAGCCUUUUUGACAGUGUUUUUUUUUCAAAGUCUCCAGGAAAACGUUUAUAUAAGGUUCUGAAAUGGUUAUUUUAAAAGAUUUGAUCCUGAAUUUUAGCUUGUACUGAAAUAUAAGAAGACGUGCAAGCAUGUUAUAACUUCAAGAAAAUGAAAUUUACCUAUUUUUUGAGGUAUAGUUGAGGGUACACGCAUGUAGACACACCACGUUUGCUGUGACAGUUAGAUAAGAGCUGUGGCCUACGUCCCCCCACAACAGACUACUGUUUACACAUUUACCCUGUGUUGUGAAGAGUGUUUCUUGUUAAUGUAUACCGCUAUGUCUGCUAUAUUUAAAGACAUUUUGUUAGGAUUUGCUGUUUUCUUAUGUUUAAAAGUUGUCUAAUGAAUAAAUACAACAAUGAUGGAUAAA